Messenger RNA from Pipistrellus kuhlii (Kuhl's pipistrelle), 2941 nucleotides. It is a transcript of the gene GMCL1, whose product is annotated as germ cell-less 1, spermatogenesis associated. The record is from RefSeq and is a predicted model, not a curated record. NCBI's taxonomy places the organism in Eukaryota, Metazoa, Chordata, Mammalia, Chiroptera, Vespertilionidae. Gene Ontology annotation, cellular component: nucleus. The transcript is spliced from 14 exons. Gene Ontology annotation, molecular function: protein binding. The coding region runs from base 180 to 1772 and encodes 530 amino acids. Gene Ontology annotation, biological process: germ cell development.
UGGAUGGAGGCGGCGGCGUUGCCUGCAACGGUCGGGGCUGCGCGUGAGGAAGGGGUCGCGUAGACAGACAGCUGGGCCCGGGGGACACCGGCGGCGGCGGCCGGGCCAUGGGGGGAGGCCGGGCCCGCUGGGCUCCCUGACGUGCGCCCCCCUGACCUCCCGGGGCACAGCCGUGGCCCAUGGGCGCGCUGAGCAGCCGGGUGCUGCGCCCCCCGGGGCGAACCCGAGCCCAGCCGGAGCCGGGUUCGGGGGCGGGGGCCCCGGCCCGGAGGCCGGAGGCGGGCGGCGAUGCGCCGGGCCACGGCUUCUGUGACUGCCCCGGCAGCCGCAAGCGUAAGCGGAGCAGCGGGGCCCUCUGCUACUGUCACCCCGACUCCGAGACCGAGGAGGAGGAGGACGAGGAGGAGGAGGAAGGGGACGAGCACCAGCGGCUCCUCAACACCCCGAGGAGGAAAAAAUUAAGGAGUACAUCCAAAUAUAUUUAUCAAACAUUAUUUUUGAAUGGUGAAAAUAGUGACGUUAAAAUUUGUGCUCUAGGAGAAGAGUGGAGCUUACACAAAAUAUAUUUAUGUCAAUCUGGCUACUUUUCUAGUAUGUUCAGUGGUUCUUGGAAAGAAUCCAGCAUGAAUGUUAUUGAACUGGAGAUUCCUGACCAGAAUAUUGAUGUAGAAGCACUGCAGGUUGCAUUUGGUUCACUGUAUCGAGAUGAUGUCUUAAUAAAGCCCAGUCGAGUUAUUGCCAUUUUGGCGGCAGCUUGUAUGCUACAGUUGGAUGGUUUAAUACAGCAGUGUGGUGAGACAAUGAAGGAAACAAUUAAUGUGAAAACUGUAUGUGGCUAUUACACAUCAGCAGGGACCUAUGGAUUAGAUUCUGUAAAGAAAAAGUGUCUUGAAUGGCUUCUAAACAAUUUAAUGACUCAUCAGAAUGUUGAACUUUUUAAAGAACUGAGUAUAAAUGUCAUGAAACUGCUUAUUGGUUCAUCUAACUUAUUUGUGAUGCAAGUGGAAAUGGAUGUGUACACAGCUCUUAAAAAGUGGAUGUUCCUUCAACUUGUGCCUUCUUGGAAUGGAUCUUUAAAACAGCUUCUGACUGAAACAGAUGUCUGGUUUUCUAAGAGGAAAAAAGAUUUUGAAGGUAUGGCUUUCCUUGAAACUGAGCAAGGAAAACCAUUUGUAUCAGUAUUCAGAUAUUUAAGGUUACAGUAUAUCAUCAGUGAUUUGGCCUCUGCACGAAUUAUUGAACAAGAUUCUCUAAUACCUCCAGGAUGGCUGUCUUCUGUGUAUAAACAGCAGUGGCUUGCUAUGCUCCGGGCAGAACAAGACAGUGAUGUGGGGCCUCAAGAAAUCAAUAAAGAAGAACUAGAGGCAAACAGCAUGAGGUGUGGUAGAAAGCUUGCCAAAGAUGGUGAAUACUGCUGGCGGUGGACAGGUUUUAACUUCGGCUUUGACCUGCUUGUAACUUACACCAAUCGAUUCAUCAUUUUCAAACGUAAUACACUGAAUCAGCCCUGUAGUGGAUCUGUCAGUUUACAACCUCGAAGGAGCGUAGCAUUUAGAUUACGUUUGGCCUCUUUCGAUAGUAGUGGGAAACUAAUAUGUAGUAGAACAACUGGCUAUCAAAUACUUACACUUGAAAAGGAUCAGGAACAAGUAGUAAUGAACUUGGACAGCAGGCUUCUGAUCUUCCCUUUAUAUAUCUGCUGUAACUUCCUGUAUAUAUCACCAGAAAAAAGAACUGAAAGUAGUCAUCAUCCAGAAAAUUCAGAAAACUGAGGACCUUUUCAGUUGGAAAUAGUAGCACUGAAAACUUUUCACAUCUAAGGUGACUAACAAUGACAAAGGCCUUAAGAACUGUACAGAUAGAAGACUAUUCUCAUUCUCAUUACAUUUCUGUGACUAUAUUAAAAGCAUUUUAAAGACAAGAAUAUACCUGUCAACCCAUUUCUGUUAUAAAGAUGUCAGCUCAUGUUUUUAGCAUCAGUAGAAAAUCACUUAGGUAAAUUUCACAUUUCUCUGCAACCAACUAUAGAUUUAAUUUUUAGAUUAAACUUUGAUCCUACUUAAUGUUAAUGUACCUCAGUUAUCCAUCUGUAAAUUUUGUCUAUAAGAAUGCUAAAGGAAUAAUUUGAAAAGCUAAUUGUAAAUUCUCUUUCAAUUGAUGCAUUUAAGGCUGUUCUUUAAUUUUUUUUAACUGCUCUUUAUGAUUCCUCCUAUUACCCUUCCAAUAUGUAGCUGUUUUUAAUCAUUAAAUACUUUUUUUCAUGGCUUUAGAGACUAAACUGAAGACUUUAUUUACCUUAAACAUUUUUAUGCUAUUUUAUUUUGCUUUUAAUUUAGCUUUUCUAGAAUUUUAACAACAAAAGAAUCAGCUUCAGACUUGCAAAUGACUGGAAUUGGGGGGGAGGGAAUCAAUGUGACUUUUAAUAUAUUCUUUUGCCUUACAUGGUCUUUUUUUUUUUUUUUUUUUUUACAUUUUGUACAAGUUUAUUAUUAGCUCAUAAGAUUAUUUAUGUACCAAAUAUUACACUCUAAAUAUUUUCAUAACUUCUGAUCUUUAGAAUUAUUUAUGUUCAAAUUUUAGUUGGGAAUCUUGUUUCCUACGUAAGCUCAGGACUUUAUAACCUCUGAAUUGAGUGCCUUUGAGUUACACAUGCUAAUAGUUUCAUAGUAAAUAUAAAUAAGGUUGGAAGAUGUCAUAUAGAAGCUGGUAAUAAAGCAUUAAUGUAAAAAUAUAUCUUAUUUUUGUCAAAAAUGAGAUGUACACUUGUCGUGAUUUAUAUGUGUUGGCUUCUUGUAUUUACUGCUGUUUUGAAAAUACCCAUGCUCAUGGUCUUUACAGAGUGAAUUCUUCUUAUGGUUAAUGUAUAUUUUUAGUAUGUUUAAAAAAUGGGAAUCACUUUUAUAUAUCUGUACAAAUAAUAAAUACCCAUUUGGAAAAUGAA